Impatiens glandulifera is the source of this 492-nucleotide messenger RNA. RefSeq lists its product as uncharacterized. The record is from RefSeq and is a predicted model, not a curated record. The transcript has a single exon. Bases 1 to 492 code for a protein of 163 amino acids. Lineage: Eukaryota; Viridiplantae; Streptophyta; Magnoliopsida; Ericales; Balsaminaceae.
AUGGCAAAGGUAAUUCUCCCCAGCGGAGAAAUAAGAAAUUUCGUAGAUGUGGUAACUGCAGCGGAGCUAAUGGUUGAAUCUCCCAAUUUCUUCUUGGUGAAUGGUCGUUCGUUAACCAUCGGUGGGAGGUUCGAACCGCUGGGUGCCGACGAGGAAUUAGAGUUGGGAAACAUUUACGCUAUGUACCCCAUGAAGAGAAGACGGUCUAGGGUCACGGCGGCGGAUUUGACCAUCUUAUUUGUGGGUGCUGCUGCUGCUGAUCAGAGGAGGCGGAGGAUCAUGAUAUCUAGUGAUGGAGAUGAAGGAGGGAGGAGGAGAAGGUUGAGCUUGGAUGGAGGAGUUGAUCGUGCUUUUCGGUCGAUAGAGUCCGGCGAGGAGCGGCAAAGGAGGAGAAGGUUGAGCUUGGACGGUGGAGGAGGAGUAUAUGGUUUGGAGAACAAGUUCAAAUGUGGUAGAUCAACUCGGCCAAUGUUGGAUACAAUUAAGGAAUAA